Messenger RNA from Ictalurus furcatus (blue catfish), 4268 nucleotides. It is a transcript of the gene loxl2b, whose product is annotated as lysyl oxidase-like 2b. The transcript is spliced from 14 exons. Gene Ontology annotation, cellular component: membrane. Gene Ontology annotation, molecular function: protein-lysine 6-oxidase activity; copper ion binding. Gene Ontology annotation, biological process: sprouting angiogenesis; peptidyl-lysine oxidation. The coding region runs from base 129 to 2429 and encodes 766 amino acids. Lineage: Eukaryota; Metazoa; Chordata; Actinopteri; Siluriformes; Ictaluridae. The record is from RefSeq and is a predicted model, not a curated record.
UGACUUCAAUCUGGCAACCACAGGACUCGGGCUGGACUACAGACAAAAGUUGAGGGAGUUUUGGGAAACAGAUGAGAGGAGACUGAAGCCACAUCGGACACAAAGGGACUUGUUGGACAUACACCACAAUGCUGGCACCCUGGUUUCUCCAGUUCCACCUGCCGGUGUUUGCAUGCAUAUGGAACCUGUGUCAAGCACAAUACGAGUAUCUGGGUUACCCUCAUGGUUACCCCGAGCCCGAGCAGGAUCAAUACACCCGUCCACAGAUUCCCACUGACGUGCCCAGGAUCCAGUUACGCUUAGCCGGAGAGAAACGAAAGCACAACGAGGGACGUGUCGAGGUUUAUUACGAGGGCCAGUGGGGGACCGUUUGUGAUGAUGACUUCAACCACCACGCCGCUCAAGUGGUCUGCAGAGAGCUCGGGUACUCCAAGGCCAUCUCCUGGUCGCCUUCGGCCAAAUACGGGAAAGGAGAAGGCCGCAUCUGGUUUGAUAACGUCCACUGCACAGGGAAGGAGAGCACCCUGGCGCAGUGCGAGUCUAACGGCAUCGGUGUGUCCGACUGCAAACACUCGGAAGACGUCGGAGUCGUCUGCAGUGACAAGAGGAUCCCGGGAUUCAGGUUCCUCAAUCCAAUCACCAACAACAUAGACCAUUUGACAAUCCAGGUGGAGGAUGUACGCAUCAAGCCGAUUCUGUCCUCCUACAGGAAGCGAAUCCCUGUAACGGAGGGCUACGUGGAGGUCAAAGACGGUGGAAAAUGGAAGCAGAUCUGCGAUGAGGAGUGGAGUCCCAUGAACAGCAGGGUGAUCUGCGGCAUGUUCGGCUUCCCUGCCGAGAAGAAAUACAACACACGCAUCUACAAGAUGUUUGCGCGCAGGAAGCUGCCGUCGUACUGGGAUUACUCAGUGAACUGCACAGGAAACGAAGCCCAUCUCUCGAGCUGCAACCUGGGACGAUCGCUGUUGGCCAACGACACAUGUGGCCACGGCAUCCCCGUGGUGGUGAGCUGCGUGCCAGGCAGAGCCUUCGCUCCGACCCCCUUAUCUGGCUACAGGAAAGCCUUCAGACAUGAGCAGCCGUUGGUGCGUCUGAAAGGAGGCGCGGUGGUUGGUGAGGGUCGGGUGGAGGUGCUUAAAAAUGGUGAGUGGGGCACCAUUUGCGACGAUCGCUGGAACCUGGUGGCUGCCACCGUGGUGUGUCGAGAGCUCGGCUUUGGAACCGCCAAGGAAGCGUUGUCUGGAGGUCAACUGGGUCAAGGAAUGGGCCCGGUCCAUAUGAAUGAGGUUCAGUGUUCCGGGUUUGAGAAAUCUGUCACCGAAUGUGUCUUUAACAUGGAUAAAGAGUCAGCGGGAUGCAGCCAUGAGGAGGAUGCCGGAGUCCGCUGCAACGUUCCUGCUAUGGGCUUCCAGCAGCGUGUGCGUCUGAGCGGAGGCCGUAACCCGUUCGAGGGCCGCGUCGAGGUGCUGAUGGAGCGAAACGGCUCUCUGGUGUGGGGCACGGUGUGUGGAGACGGCUGGAGCACCAUGGAGGCCAUGGUAGUGUGCAGGCAACUCGGCCUCGGCUUCGCCAGCCACGCCUUCCGGGAGACAUGGCACUGGCCCGGGUCGGUGAGUGCUGACGGUGUAGUGAUGAGUGGCGUCCGCUGUGCCGGUACUGAAAUGUCUCUGUCUCACUGUCUGCAUCACGGAGAGCACAUUAGCUGCCCCAGAGGAGGAGCGCGCUACGCCGCCGGGGUCUCCUGCUCCGAGACUGCUCCGGACCUGGUGCUGAACCCACAGGUGGUGGAGCAGACCACGUACAUAGAGGACCGUCCCAUGUUCAUGCUGCAGUGUGCGUAUGAGGAGAAUUGCCUGGCCUCCACGUCCAGCUCGACACCGGCCAACUCAUACCGACGCCUGCUACGCUUCUCCUCCCAGAUCCACAACAACGGCCAGUCCGACUUCAAACCCAAAGCCAGCAGGGAAACAUGGGUCUGGCACGACUGUCACAGACAUUACCACAGCAUGGAGGUCUUCACUUAUUAUGAUCUACUCAGCUUAAAUGGUUCAAAAGUAGCAGAAGGACACAAAGCCAGCUUCUGUCUCGAGGACUCGGAGUGCGAUGAAGGAAUUGAAAAGAAAUACGAAUGCGAAAACUUUGGUGAGCAAGGCAUCACAUUGGGGUGCUGGGACACUUAUAGACAUGACAUCGACUGCCAGUGGGUGGACAUCACCGACGUCAAGCCUGGGGAUUAUAUGUUCCAGAUCGUAAUUAAUCCCAACUACGAGGUGUCCGAGUCUGAUUACUCCAACAACAUUGUGAAAUGCAGGACUCGUUACGACGGUCACCGCAUAUGGAUGUACAACUGCCAUAUAGGUGGAUCAGUGAGCGGUGAAACAGAGGAACUGUUUCCAGGCCUUUUGAACAACCAGGUCACCCACAGGUAAAAGGUGGACAGGUGUAAAUGAGACAACGGAGACGCUGAGAGCUCGAACCACUACGUUUCCUUCCUUGAAUGCAUCGCCACUCUGUUGGGAUGAGAAAAAAAAAUCACCCUAUAUGAUAAAAUCCAUUAAAAACUGCUGGGAAUGUAACGAUAAUUAUGAUAUCAUGAUAACGACUAACCUUCAAUCACAAUAUUGUCACCAUAUUCUCUGUCUGACUUUGACCACUAUCCUUAUGCUCGGGACAGAUUUUUUUCUCGAUAUUGUGGUACAGUUUGAUCGACUGAUUAUCGGUACAUGCCCAGCAAAGCAAACUCACUACUGGCUCGGGACAUCCAGAACAGAAACAGUGGAUUAACAGAAACACAACACCAAUUCCAUAAUGAAUCUCAAGUUGUUUCAAGGUGACUUGAGGUAACGACAACCCAAACGUAAUGAAUUCCCAUCGGCCACUGGUGUUGGUGAUUCGGCUGAUUUUCAAGGGAAUUCUGAUGCACUUUUUCUUUUAGCCUUAAUGGACUCGUGCAUAAACGUGAAAGGACUCCUGACGAUCAAAAGGGGCUGUAUGGGAAUUGUAUCUGCAAAACGUUUACUGCCUUAAUAUUCUUUCAUCAUUCAACAUCAUGCAAUAUUUGAUGAUCUUAUGUCGUACAGCUGCAGUUCUCUGGAGAAAUAAAACAGAAACCUUUACUAGCAUUGGUGACAACCAUCACUUUUCAUUUCAUUUCUGAAGUGCUCUGUGUUAAGAACCUUUGCUGAAUGUGGGUACUUGGAAAAACUCAGGAGUUUUACUUACCUAAACAUCAGGGCAGAAAAUAAUUACAAUUAGUAAAGUGGAACAAAUAAUAAAUGCUCUAAUAAGACUCAAUACACAAUCUUGAUAUUUAAUGUUUGUACAUCUUCUAAAUUCAAAGAAAUGUUGAGUAUGUUAUGAUGUGAGCAGCAGAUUAGCAUCUUGACUUGAUGCUAGUUGUGUGUGGUGAGCUAGCUUAACAUUAGGUAGCUAGGAGAUAAAUACCCCCGUGUAUAUUAGUGCAUUUAACAACUUGUAUAUUAAUAGUAUACGGGUUAGUAAUCUAAAAUAUGGAGGUAGGUAAAUGUUAGCAACUGCUACUGAGGAUACAACCUGGCUAUAUAGCUUGCUAAGUAACAACAACAACAGUUAGCUAGCUAGCUAGCUAUGAACUUACCUGUUAAAUACAGUGAUUAUAUAAACCCCUAGUGAAUAACAUUAAAAGCUCAAAAACAAAUAUUUUCAAGUACUAUCUGAAAGAAGGUAAGUAAAACUCUCUUGAGGCUUUUCAAUGAACACACAUUUAAAAAAAACAAAAAAAAACAAAGCAAAACAUCAACAACAACAAUGUCUUGGAAUAUAGUUUAGCAUUUUGCCCUUUUGAUUUUCUUUUCUUUUACUACUAACCAGUAUUUGACAUUAACCACAAAUGGCUCAGUAAUUCUAGGCUGUCAAAAUGCCUUGAAAGAUUGAAUAGAACCCUUUUUAUUAUUUUUUUUUAUUAUUAUAAUUUUUUUCCAAUUCCAUUUAAGGUCUCAUGCUGGUUUUAUUUAAUGUCAUAGCAUUACCCGUUUACUCCAAUCUUAGCUUCAGUUAGUAACUUAUUUAAAGUCAGGGAUUAGCUAACAAAUGUAUCUCGUUCACAUUCAUUUUAUUUGGUGCAGAAUGUCUUUAUAUUUUAUUUGUAUUUUUAUUUUUGUUUUGUUUCCUGAUCUAGUGGUGCUACCAAAGCUGUACCUUCUGUUUUUAGAGGGUACGUGUUGUCGUGACUGAUUUACAUUAUGCUUACUUGAAUGGAGCGUUUUAAAGAAUAAAAAUCCCAUACUGUG